Molecule: messenger RNA, 933 nt
Organism: Cucurbitaria berberidis CBS 394.84
Lineage: Eukaryota; Fungi; Ascomycota; Dothideomycetes; Pleosporales; Cucurbitariaceae
Exons: 1
Coding region: 1-933 (310 amino acids)
Source: RefSeq, a predicted model, not a curated record
AUGAUGGCCUCGAACUCGUCACAGCCUCUCAGUCUAUUCGAGUCAUCGAGCUGUACCGUAGAUCAGACGCACCUCAUCAACACCGCACAGAACUGGAACCUCUCAGACUCCGAGUGCGAUGCUAUUCUGCCUGCACCGCUACAUCCCAGCUGCUGGAACACACCUCUUCUAGCCGCCAUUCAUGAGCUUUCAGCACUCACAAUAGGUCAAAAAGAGCGUGCGCAUAGUCUGCUGAGCACGUAUUUCCAGGCCCGCAUCCGCGAGGCGUCGUACACCGGUAAGCAAGGGAAUAUAUACGCCACGCUUGAGGUCGAGGAUGUGGAGCAGGCGAUUGCAAGUGCGCAGAGGAUGAAGAAGGGGCAGGAGAUGGAAAAUAUCCAGCCGCCCAAGACAGCAGUGGAUGCGAUGCCAAUACCGAGCGAGCAAAAUGACGUGCAAGAAAAGCGGAAGUAUUCGAUUCGCGAAGAGAUCAUGAAUGUUGAUGACAACAACGAUGCGCUGCUGCAGCCGGCAGAGAAGAAGCAGAAGACGACCGCUGAGGCCGAGGUGAGUCCCAACACUGCCAUCGCAAACGCAAUCAACACCAGUCUAGCGAGCGCGAACGCGAACAUGACCUUGAACUCGAAUGCGAACAUAGCCUCGAACGCGAACGAACAACACCGCCCCCAGCCACCACGAAGACUCUCCCCCGCAAAGAAACGCUUGCGCCUCCCGCCCAUCAAUACACAAGCCGCGUAUAGCACCUAUGCGCCAUCUCCACACAUGACUCCGCACUACCUUGUGCAAGCAGCGCAGCGGGCGACUCAUGAGUUCAAUGUCCAGCGCAUAGAGUUUGCGCGGGCAGAGGCCGAGUACAACGCUGCUAAGCAGAGGUAUGGCGAUGCGAUGUGGAGGAUGGAAGAUGCGAAACGGCAGGUGAUGGGUUGGCGAUGA